AGCAGAUCUGAGAUCCAUAAACGUCCAUUACCUUCAAGAUACCAAAUAUAUAGAAAUUGAGCUUUGAAACCCGAAUUUCAUAAACGUCCCCACCUUUCUACUUCUCCCUUCUCGCCACCACCCAUGGGUCAGCACGAAGACAAGGGCCCAACCAACGCUGCGGGGAGAGGCUUGAAGCGAAAGCUGGAGCCUGAAUAAGAAGACCGGAAGGAGGAUGCCAAGGUUGUCGCUCUCGAAGCCCGCGAGCAUCGCCAACCUAACAACCUUCAUUCCGUUAUGGAACUUCCCGGAGAAGUCCAUUCAAAUCCAGCCAUAACAAGCACCUCCUUUUCCAUGGCUUCUCAAACUCUUCCUUCACCUUGCCCAAGUGUUUGCAAUUAUGACGUCUUUCUAAGUUUUAGAGGUGAAGACACUCGCAAGAAUUUCACUGAUCACUUGUACUCCGCCUUAAUGCGAGUUGGAAUUCAUACAUUUCGAGAUGAAGGAGAGCUCCCCAGGGGGGAGAACAUCUCUACUGAACUGCACAACGCGAUUCAUGGAUCAAAGAUUUCCAUUGUGGUUUUCUCAAAAGGCUAUGCUUAUUCUAAGUGGUGCCUUAAUGAGCUUGUCGAGAUUAUGCACUGUGCAGAAAUUAGAGGCCAAAAUCUUCUUCCUAUAUUUUAUCAUGUGGACCCCUCGGAUAUCCGAAAACAAACUGGAACUUUUGCAGAUGCAUUUGCUAGGCAUGAAGAGCAAUUUCAAAAUGAUAUGGAACAGGUGAAGGGGUGGCGAGCAGCACUUAGAGAAGCUUCUUCUCGUUCCGGCUGGGAUAUUAAGGAAGUGGCAAAUGGAUAUGAAUCAAGACUCAUAGACCAAAUUGUGAAAGAAGUUUCAAGUAAAUUGAAGCCAACAGAGUAUUUGGAUGUUGCCCGUCACCCAGUAGGAGUCAAUUCACGUGUCGAAGAGAUGAAAGCUUUAUUAAAUCUUGAAACAAGUGACGUUCGCAUUGUUGGCAUCCAUGGGAUGGGCGGGAUUGGUAAAACCACGAUAGCAAAAGCUGUCUAUAACCAAAUACAUGAUACAUUUGAGGGAAGCAGUUGUCUUUUCAAUAUCAAAGAAACGUCUGAACAGUUCAAUGGCUUGGUUGGUUUACAAAAACAACUUCUUUGUGAUAUCUUGAAAAUGAAGAAAUUUAAAAUUGACAGUGUUGAUAGAGGGAUCAGAUUGAUCGAAGAAAGAAUUCAAGGCAGAAGAGUUCUUGUUGUUUUUGAUGACGUGGAUGAUUGGGAACAAAUAUAUGCCUUUGUUGGACGACGCAAAUGGUUUGGUCCAGGAAGUAGAGUCAUUAUAACAACUAGAAAUGAACAUUUGCUGACACAAGCACAAGUGAAUGGACAGUAUGAGGUUAGAGAAUAUGAGGUUAGAAAAUUGGAUACGUCUGAAUCUCUUCAACUUUUCAGCUGGCAUGCCUUUGGAGUGGCCCAUCCAAAGGAAGAUUACCUGAACCUUUCGGAUAGUGCUGUGAAUUAUGCUGGAGGACUUCCAUUAGCUCUUGAGGUUCUGGGUUGCUUUCUAUCAGGAAGAAGUGUCAUUGAAUGGGAAAGUGAAUUGGAAAUAUUACAAAAAACGCCUCACAACAAGAUUCAGAAAAUACUUAAAAGAAGCUUUGAUUCCCUAGAUCAUAAUCGAAAGAUCAUAUUCCUCGAUAUUGCAUGUUUCUUUGUCGGUUCAGACAAAGAAUAUGUCAUUACAAUACUUGAUGGUUGUGGCUUCUCCUCCAUAAGCGGUAUAAACAUUCUUGUUCGAAGGGCCCUGUUGAGAAUUGACGAUCAACAUAAUAAGUUGGGAAUGCAUGAUUUGAUUCGAGAUAUGGGAAGAGAAAUUGUUCGUGAAGAAUCACACAAAUAUCCAGAAAAGCGUAGUAGAUUGUGGUUUCACAAGGAAGUGUUGAGUGUAUUGCACAAACAUACGGGAUCGGAAGCAGUGGAGGGUCUCACCCUAAAUCCAUUUGAUGAGCUUAGAGAUGAAGAACGUUCGAUGACCGAAGCAUCUGUUGGAAAGGGUCACUUCCUAAAUUCACCAGAGCUUAAAGUAGAAAACUUGAAACCCGAAGCAUUCGAAGCGAAUGGUUUCAUCUUACAUUUGCCUGGGCUUGAUGUAGAACAUUUGAAAACAGAAGCAUUUGCCAAUAUGCAGAAUUUGAGACUGCUACAAAUCAAUGCUGUACAUCUCACAGGAAGCUUCGAAUAUCUUUCCAAAGAGCUAAGAUGGCUUUGUUGGCAUUUCUGCCCUCUGAAAUUUCUACCUCAAAAUUUUCAUCUAGAGAACCUUGUUGUUCUUGAAAUGCAGUACAACAAUCUCACCCAAAUCUGGAAAGGGAACAGGAUACUCAACAAUUUAAAAGUUCUUAAUCUCAGCUAUUCCAGAACUCUCAUAAAAUCGCCAGACUUCUUACACGUCCCACAUCUGGAGAUACUAUUACUUGACAAAUGCAUAGAGUUGGUUGAACUACAUGAGUCUAUUAAACAUCUGAAAGGGCUGGUCAGACUGAGUUUAAAAGACUGCAAGAAAGUUAGAAAUCUUCCAGAAAGCAUUUCUAACUUAAAAUCUCUUGAAAUUCUUAACUUGUCUGGCUGCUCACAACUUGACAAGUUGCCAGAGGAAUUGGGGAAUUUGGCGACUUUAAAAAAGUUGCUUGCAGACGGAACUGCUAUCAAGCAAUUACCAUCCUCCUUUAGUCUUAUGAAGAAUCUCAAAGAAAUAUCAUUAUUUGGACAUGAAGGAACUUCUUUAGAAUCUUGGUUGUCAUGUUUCUCAACGUGGAUUUCAUCACCAAAAUGCUUGAACCCCAUGAAUUUGGUACGAGCUUCAGUUUUUCGAUUUUGUUCUUGGGGAAAACUAGUUCUCAAUGACUGCAAGUUGUCUAAAGCUGCGAAUGCCAUUGAUCUCGGAGGUUUAUCUUCACUCCAAGAAUUGGAUCUAUCACGAAACAACUUUUUUAGCCUACCUCAAGGCAUCGGUCGCCUCUCUAAAUUACAAAUUUUGCGUUUGAAGCAUUGUGAGUCUCUUCACUCAAUUUCAGAACUCCCUGCAAAUUUACGGAUCCUGUUUGCAAAUGAUUGCUCAUCAAUGGAUAGGCUCUCACUUUCACCGAGUUCACAAUUAUUUGGUCUUUCCCUCAAUAACUGUAGCAAACUGCUUGAGAUUCAGGGCUUGAAUUUGGAACAAAUUUUAUUCAUUGAAAUGAUUGGGUGCUACAAUCUAUCAUCCGAUUUUACGACUAGUCUUCUCCAGUUUCCGUCAACCCAGAGUGCUGCUCAAAGACUAUUUUGCGUCCCUGGCAGUGAGGUUCCAAAUUGGUUUAGCCAUCAAAGAAUUGGAUCUUCGAUUUCCUUUCGUGUACCUUCACUUUCAGAAGGUGAGAUUCGCAGCCUACUUAUUUGCGCUGUUUGUACAUACCUGCAAAUAGGGAAUACGCCAGAUCUGGACGUGAUAAUCCAUAAUAAAACCAGAGGCUUCCAGCAUGCUCUUGUGCGAAUACCGGUUGAACAUUGUGCAGAAAUUUCACAUAAUUUAUUCUUAUUCGAAGCCCCUGUUAUAAGAAAUAAGUUGAAGACGGUAGAUUGGCCAGAAAAGGAAAUGGAAAUGGUUAGUGGAGAGGAAAUCGAGGUGUCUUUCAGUAAUUGGGGCUGGAUCGGCGCUGAGGUGAGAAAGUGUGGUGUUCAUCUUCUGCUGGAGAAGCCAAAUGUAAUCGAUAACAAUGGAAGUAUGGUGCAAUAUCUCAGAUAUGAUACUGCUAAAGAUGAUGAAAUGUCUGAUGCAGCAGAUGAUAAUGAAGGUGAGGACUAAUGCCUACAAAGACAAUUCAUCGGUAAACUGAGGGCUUAAUCCUUUUAUGAAAGGUGGAAAAUGGUGGCUGGAAGAAUGGAUAAAGAUAUUGCUUGACUGAUCAUUUCCUUUUAUGGUGUGUUAAUUAUAUAUUUAUUCAAUUCACGUCACUCUUAAAGAGAAUCAUGUUCACAUACUCUUCCUCCUUGUACAUUAUCAGGUGCUAAGUUACGUUGA
Juglans microcarpa x Juglans regia is the source of this 4044-nucleotide messenger RNA. Its product is annotated as disease resistance protein RUN1-like. Bases 277 to 3828 code for a protein of 1183 amino acids. Lineage: Eukaryota; Viridiplantae; Streptophyta; Magnoliopsida; Fagales; Juglandaceae. Gene Ontology annotation, molecular function: protein binding; ADP binding. Gene Ontology annotation, biological process: defense response; signal transduction. The transcript is spliced from 7 exons. The record is from RefSeq and is a predicted model, not a curated record.